GGUACAAAUGGUUUAGCCAUUACAGGUGGGAUUGUAAGAAUUCCAAGAAGUGCAAGUUUAAGAGGAGUAAGAAAAGGUCUACGUUUGUUAGCGAAUCGGAUAUCGUCAAAUCUGUCGAUCUGUCACUAACUCGGGAGAAGGAGAUCAGAAUCCUAUACCACCACCCAGAACCGGUAGAGCAAUCAGCGAAAUAUCUAUCAGCAGUAGGACCUUUGGAAUUAGGCUUGUUGACACCGGAAUCACUAAGGAAUGAUGACUCAUUCGAGGAAAAUGGAGAAAAACAACAGUGGAAACUCGGAGACACAUCCAAAUUAAAGAUGCUGAGGAAGGACUAUCCAGUCAUUGGAACCAAGCUGAAGCCCUGGAAAGUUCUCAAACGAAAAAUUGCAAAAUGGCAAUGAUUGAGGAGGAAAAUGCGCUCAUUGAAAAUCGCACUUGGGACCUAGUUUCUAGGCCGGCUGAUAAGAAGGUGAUUGACUGUCGGUGAGUGUAUAAGUCAAGUACAAUGCCACGGUUUAGUGGAGCAUGUCCAUGGGCUACAACGUGAACGGAUUGAUUUCACUGAAACCUUCAGCCUUAGAGUGAGGUGGGACUCGCUGGGUUCUCUAUUGAGUGUGUGUGCACGAGAAGAACUCAAAAUGAUUCAAUUUAAAGUCAAAACCUGAAAGUUACGAUGGACUGGCAGGAUGUGUCAAUUGAGAAAGAAGCAUUUACGGACUACGCCAAGCUGCUAGGUGCCGGAAUCAGACGUUCAUCAAUUUUAUGAGUAAAUGUGCUUCUUUGUGAACGAAACGGAAACUCGUUUCAUAAUAAAUCAGGCUAUCAUUUUAUCUUCGAUAAGAACUUCACUUUAUUGCUAAGUAAUUGUGAGACAGCAGCGCGAUGGUCUUUAUAUAAGUGAGGCGUUGUACUUUGCUCGUCAGUGUUCAACUAAAAUGCCAGAAGCAACGCCAGCUCUUCAAUCUAGAGGGGUGGGGUACACCUACUACCAGCUGAUGGAGAGAAACCGGAACAAAAUCGCCCAGGUUGAUGCGCUUACCGGCGAGGAGCAGACGUACGGUGAGCUGUUGCAGCGUUGCAUUGGAGCUGCUAUAGCAAUGGAGACUGAGGGGCUAAAACCCGGUGACUUUAUCUCCAUUUGUUCACUGAACCAUCUCGACGUGUGUGUACCGUACCUAGCCUCACUGUUUACUGGUGUGAUAUGCGCUUCCGUCGAACCUACCAUGUUGGCCCAGGAAAUGGUCUACUUAUUGAAUCAAGUCGGGCCCAAGAUAAUAUUUGUUGGUCAGGAGGCGGUUGAUACUAUACGAAAUGUUGUGGAUGAUCUCCAAACCAAACCACUGGUUGUGGUUUUUGGAACUUGCGGAACGUACACUUCCUUCUCUGAGUUUAUACAUCGUCCCACAAAGGGAUUUGCACCACGUGUACCAAUGGAUUUGAACGAAACUGCCUUAGUCCUCUUUAGCAGUGGAACAACUGGUCGGCCAAAGGCAAUUUGCCAUAGCCACAAAUCUAUGCUGGCUGAUUAUCAAUACAUAAUGGGGAAAGGUCUUUCUUCCCUCGCCGGUUUUGCAACACCUUACUGGGUCACCUUCCACGUCAUCCAGCUCGUAUGCAUCGUACAUGGGCUGCGCAAAAUUGUGUAUCACCGCUUUGACGUUAGCAAUCCGUGGCGAAAUUUCGACUUUAAAAUUGACGUAUUGUGCCUAAAUCCGUUACAGGCUCUCAGCUUUUUGGAUCACGAGCCUCCCGAUGGCGUGAACUUUCAGAAUGUGACAUACAUGGCGUUUGGCGGCAACGAUAUAUCGAAGGAGCAAGUUUUGAGGUUGCGCGAGAGGUUUCCGCUGACCAAGGUCCUGAACAUGUACGGACAAUCCGAACUCUUCGGAAGUCCGUUUAUGUAUCCCCUCCACACCAACUCAUGGGAGUUGACGAUGAAGUAUCCGACGUGCGUCGGAAUCAUGAAGGAUACGGUCUCUUGGAAGGUUGUCGACAUUGAGACGGGGCAAACUUUGGGCCCCAAUCAACAGGGCGAACUUCUAGUGAAAGCCGAACAACAAUUCAAAAGCUACCACAAUCGCGACUCGUCCGAAGCCUUCGACCACGAGGGAUGGCUGAAGACCGGAGACCUGGUCUACUACAACGAGGAGAUGUGCUUCUUCGUCGUGAACAGGAUCAAAGAGAGCUUCAAGUAUCAAGCCCAUCACAUCAUACCGACCGAAAUCGAGCACGUCCUCCUCACGCAUCCUGCCAUCGCGAAAGCCGUGGUCCUGGGUCUUCCGCACGAGACCGAAAACAACCACCCGAUGGCGGUGAUCCAGCUGCAUCCGAAAGGGCCGCGCGUUUCCGAGGAAGAAAUCGUGAGGUACGUCGAAGAGAGGGUCGCCGACAAGAACCGCCUCAGGGCGGGGGUAAAGUUUGUCAGCAACAUUCCACUCACCGUUACGGAUAAGGUCAACCGGUUUAAGCUAAGAGAAAUGAUAAUAAAUUAUGGUAUUUAGUAUUAGAGUAUUAGAGUGACUGAUUCUCAUCUAGGCAGUGACGCGAGACUACCGAGUGUUCACGUUUCCACGGCACAAAGAAGGUUCAGCAUGUAAUACAGGCCCUUCUUAAAUAACUAAAGUGACGUUUUGAAUCCAGAGCCUUCUGGGUGUCUAUCUAGUUUUCUCCGUGCCGCAAGACUUGUAGUAGGUUUAAGGUUUUUAUCU
Molecule: messenger RNA, 2708 nt
Organism: Photinus pyralis (common eastern firefly)
Lineage: Eukaryota; Metazoa; Arthropoda; Insecta; Coleoptera; Lampyridae
Product: luciferin 4-monooxygenase-like
Exons: 4
Coding region: 936-2501 (521 amino acids)
Biological process (GO): fatty-acyl-CoA biosynthetic process; long-chain fatty acid metabolic process
Molecular function (GO): long-chain fatty acid-CoA ligase activity
Source: RefSeq, a predicted model, not a curated record